AUGGGCGACCUCCACGAGGCGAACGCCGUCCAACCACCUGAUGCUCCCUCGAUGUACGAGGAGGACUGCGAUGACGUACCUGAGCACAAUGAUGCAGCUUCUACCACGUCCACCGUGGCAUUCGACCAUGAAACCUUCGAAACCUUCAAGAAAAAGGUUCUUAAGCUAUGCCAGGACCUUUGGUCUCUGAAGGCCGACGCUUUCCAGAUCAUCCGCAUGGAGGGUGGUGGCUAUAACCGAGUGAUUGGCAUCACCACCACUCCGCCUGCGAAAGAACCUACUACGCUUCAGCGAUGGGUUAACCAAAUUCCGCCAAGCAUCAAGAUGUUUGACCUCUCGAGCAAUAACGCAAUCGGGGAGCGGUAUACCAUCCAACACCGCUUUCUAGGAAAACCAAUUCAGGAGGUCUACUCCGACAUGAACACGCAACAGCGUAUUUCCUUCGCCCGCGAGCUAGGCUCCGCACUUGCAGAGAUGAGCAAGCAUUCUACUCCGUUCCCCGGCACACUGGACCCGUAUACCGCUAGCCCAAGCAGGGAUGAACUUCGUAUCCUCCGCCUGCAAUGCCCGCCGCGAAACGCAUUCCACCCAGCGUCCACAGAGGAAAACAUCCCUUCGACGGCGCAAACCGUCUUCGAGUUCCUCAAGACGCAAUUUGCCCGUCAGCGUGAAUACGACCUCUCCUGCAACCGCGAGUACCUCAACCCCUGGUCCAAGCUAUGGCCGAUCAUCCAGGCCAUGAACACCAUGGGCCUCUUCACCGACAACAGCUACUACCUCACGCACAUGGACUUCGAGCCGCGCAACAUCCUCAUCCACAUCACCUCCCCUCAAACUGCUAAGCUUUCGGCAAUCAUGGACUGGGACGAGGCUGCAAAUGACACGCCGGCGGAUCCUGAGAAUCAGUUGGUGAAGAAGGAUUUUGAAGAGGUUGUGGGCGAGACGUAUUUGAAGUAUUCGUAUACGCUUGAGUAUCGGUUGGCCCGUACGAUUUGCCGGCUUGCUAUUAUGGGUGUUCAUUCUAGCGAUGACUAUGCUGCGAUUGAGGCGGUUAUUGAGGAGUGGAAUGAACGCUAUCCUGGGGCCGCCGUGAAGGGCCUGUACGAUUUCGACGACGAUGAGGAAGAUGAGUAG
Molecule: messenger RNA, 1134 nt
Organism: Trematosphaeria pertusa
Lineage: Eukaryota; Fungi; Ascomycota; Dothideomycetes; Pleosporales; Trematosphaeriaceae
Exons: 3
Coding region: 1-1134 (377 amino acids)
Source: RefSeq, a predicted model, not a curated record